UUGAGUCAUGUCAGCAAAUUUCACCUUCCAACUGUAAAGGAGCAAAACGGAGUGCAAGAUUCCGUUCAUGAAAAAGUUAUAAGUGUGUCUGGAGAAGGAAUGCUGCACAGCCCCGACUUCCCUCACACCUAUCCCAGGAAUAGCAUGUUAGUCUGGAGACUAGUGGCCGCCACCAACAUGAGGAUCCAGCUCACAUUUGAUGAGAGAUUUGGACUGGAGGACCCUGAAGAUGGAAUAUGCAAGUACGACUUUGUGGAAAUAGAGGAUCCAAACGAAAAGACACUCCUGGGUCGCUGGUGUGGGUCACAGUCAGCACCAGCAGGUCACACCUCCAAAGGAAAUCAGGUCAUCGUUCGCUUCACUUCUGAUGAGUAUUUCCCCUCAGAGCCGGGAUUCUGCAUCCACUACUCCCUCCUGCCUGAGAUCAUAUCAGAGCAUGAGACUCCGGCAGUUUCUUCUCCAUCGCUGCAAGGCAUUGAGGAGCUAUCAGAGGCUGUCGCAGGUCUCGGCACCGUGGAGGAGGUCAUGAAGUAUUUGGAACCCGAACGAUGGCAGCUGGACAUGGAGGAGUUGUACAAACCUACCUGGCAUGUGCUCGGAAAAUCAUUCAUCCACAACAAGAAGGCCAGAGGAGGAGCUGAUCUGAACCAGCUGAGGGAGGAAGUUCGACUCUACAGCUGCACGCCACGCAACUACUCAGUGUCGUUACGCGAGGAGCUCCGGAGGACGGACGCCAUUUUCUGGCCAAGCUGCGUCCUCGUAAAGCGCUGCGGCGGCAACUGUGCCUGCUGCUCCAACCGCUGCUACGACUGCCAGUGCCUUCCCGCCAGGGUCACAAAGAAGUACCACGAGGUUCUACUGUUGAAACAUCGAAGUGGCGGGAGGGGUCUGCAGAAGACCAUGACUGAUGUGCCCUUGGAGCACCAUGAAGAGUGCGCCUGUGUGUGCAAAGAUGACUCGGAUUGA
Messenger RNA from Menidia menidia (Atlantic silverside), 966 nucleotides. The record is from the annotation of a GenBank genome assembly. NCBI's taxonomy places the organism in Eukaryota, Metazoa, Chordata, Actinopteri, Atheriniformes, Atherinopsidae.